Psylliodes chrysocephalus is the source of this 2436-nucleotide messenger RNA. NCBI's taxonomy places the organism in Eukaryota, Metazoa, Arthropoda, Insecta, Coleoptera, Chrysomelidae. The record is from the annotation of a GenBank genome assembly.
AUGAGCUUUCAAGAAUAUUAUAAUGCUUAUAAUAAAAGACACGUCUACAAGACAAAAAAGUGUUGUCAGGAAGAAGUGGUGAAGUUAUGGAACAUAGCAAAACAAAAAUUCCCGAAGAAAGAAGAUUUGGUUCAGCACGUUCAACGUGAGAUCGAUCAGCUUCUAAGAGAAGCAGCGGAAAGAAAGGCCCGAAAUACUUUAGCAUUCCUCUCUAAGGGAAACACUAGGACCUCUGAUAGUGUUCCAACUCAAGUUGAAACGAACGCUUUAAGAAGUGCUUCAAACCUAGAAUGUGCAAGUCUAACUGAGAUUAGCGUUGAGAAACUAAGGGAUCAAGAUUUUGACAAUGAACCUCAACCGGCAGGUGCUAUAAAACGAAAAACACAGUCUCUAGUGAUUAGCGAUGAUGAGGAUGAAGUUACGUCAAGUUCCACACUAUCCACUGUACGUCCUACUCCAGCGCAAGAUGCUAUCAAAAAAGAAAUUGAUAAACGACGAUUGGAGCUAGACUUGACGGAAAGACGCAAAGGAUCUCUUGUUGCUGACGGCACUGAACAUGAGAAAGUACGAAAGUUGCGGCAAGAAAUUGAUGAUUUAGAAAAGAAACUCAAACAUAAGGAGAAACAGAGAGUGUACUCGAUAAAGCACAGAAAAAAUAAAAAACAGAAAAUGAUUGAAUUGUGUUCUAAAAAUCCUGAAGCGGCAAAAUCGUUAACACCUCGAGUUAGCUCUGGACGUCCACGCUUAGAGGAAGAGCAGCCUGGAUUGCUAAAAACAAUUACUGAUUUAGCUAUGUUUGGUGCGUCUGCUGAGGAACGGCGCCGCUGUGAAAUUGUUCGUACAGUCCACAGUCUUUCAGAAUUAACUGAAAAACUAAUAGAGCUGGGAUUCAACAUUUCACCAAGUGCUACUUAUAUUCGACUGUUGCCUAGGCGAGCAGAUACGAGGGAGGCUAAGCGCCAUGUAGUGACUGUUCCGGUGAAGUUGAGUCGUCCUGAAGCAGACCAUCAUAAAGCGCACCAAGACCAGUACUUUUCUGUGGCUUCCAUAAGGUCACUAGAAACUGUAGCCUCAAUACUUGGCCCUGACUCUGUAUCUUUUUUAUCUCAAGAUGACAAAGCUCGUGUUCCCAUAGGACUGACAGCGGCAAACAAACAAGCCCCUUUGCUAAUGCAUGUUGAAUAUAAAGUGUCGUUACCAGAUCACGAUUUUAUAAUUGCUGCAAGGCAUAAAUUGAUUCCGAGUGUCUAUGCUUUGUGUGAAGUGAAACCCAAUGAGAUGGGGCGGCCAGAAGCCGUCUCAUACAGUGGACCAACAUACAUAGCAAUCCGAAGUGGUAAGCACUCGUCUUCCACUGCAACUAGUCACGCUCAAGACUUAGACACUCUCUUAACUCUUGAACCUUUUCUCAAAAUCAUGAAGAACGAAGACGGUAAAGUCAAACCUGUCCUAAUCAUUUCAAGUGACGGUGGUCCCGACGAGAAUCCGCGAUAUCGAAAAGUAAUCGCCCAUGCCAUAGAGCAUUUUAAAAAGUAUGAUCUAGACGCAAUAUUUAUUGUGACUAAUGCCCCUGGCAGAAGCGCCUUCAACAGAGUAGAGAGACGCAUGGCUCCACUUAGCCGAGAACUAACUGGUGUUGUUCUUCCUCAUGACUCUUUUGGAACACAUCUUGACUCCAAUGGCAAAACAAUUGAUGAUGACUUAGAAAAAGAUAAUUUCAAAAAAGCAGGAGAAAUUUUAGGUGAAAUAUGGUCCGCAGUGUGCAUUGAUGGACACGACGUAAUUGCUAAUUACAUCGACCCAAACAACGACACUUUUAAUGUACCGGAUCUUCCAACUGAAGAUUGGUACACCGAGCAUGUUAGAGAGAGUCAAUAUUUACUUCAGGUUGUGAAAUGCGAUGAUCGACAGUGCUGCAGCCCACGUCGAAGUUCUUUACAUUUAGUACUACACGAUCGUUUUUUGUCACCCCCAUAUCCUAUCACUCAAGUUAAUGGACAUCCGACGAUCCCGGAUCCUCAAGAGCAUGACAAUAAAUCAUUUGCGCCAUUUCUAAUUCGCCACUGCCUACCGAUUCAACCGUUGCACGCCUUCAUGAGCAUGCCUUACGACCUCUAUUGCCCAAGUUUACGCGAGAAUAUAGAAAAGAGAUGCUGCAGUACAUGCGGUAUCUAUUUUGCAUCCACCACAAAAGUCGCAGAACAUCGACGUGCGGCCCAUCACGCACGAGCUGUGCAAACACGCAAAUUGCGACCCUCGCGGAUUAUCACAAGACGAGCUGCUGAGCUUCUGUGUGCAAGCGACAACGGUUUAGAGUGGCUAAAUCAGAGUGAAGUUGAAGGAGCAGAUGAUUUUAUUGAAAAUCACUUGGAUAUGUUGGUUCCAGUAAUCACUCUUGAGGCCGUGCACGAGUCUCCGUGGACUGAAUUAGAAUAG